UUUUCCGAGAGAAGACCCGUAUGCUUCAAUGCCUUCCCACAUCGACAUGUCUUCCUCCGACGCUUUGAGAUUCAGCGGUUGUAGUAGCGACGUCACACAGGAAUAUCUAAGCAAUUUCUUCAGGUUACCCUGGUGUUCGCGGCUUUGGGUGAUCCAGGAGGUUAGCGCUGGCAACAGCGUGCUGAUUCUAUUCGGCGCCUUUCAGAUUCCCUGGGAUCAUGUAGGUCUGGCAGUAGCUUUCAUAGAACGCUGGCUGCCUCAGACCAUCGAUGUGUAACAUGUCACAUAUCUAUUUGACCCUAUCUACGUGCAGGCAUCUAUGUUCUUCACUCUUCACAGGGGUAGAAACUUCGAUGCGUGUUUACCAGCUGAUCAUAUAUACGGUAUGCUUGGCCUUCCCGCUCUCGAAUCCCUCAGCCAAGCUGUAGUGCUAGAUUAUACAAAAGACUCUCAAACGCUGUUUCAACAAGUCGUAAGGAUUUCAGUAAAGCAGCAGGGUAACCUAGAUGCCCUCUCUUUUGCGCAACAUUCCGGCGGCGUCCCAUUUCAUCGUCCAACAUGGGUUGCGCAAUGGGACGAGAAAAUCUGUUUGAAUUUGCUCUUCGGUUUUUCAAUCUUCACUCGUCGUCGGUCGAACGCCGAUCGCAGCUCUGCUGUACAGACUAAAUUCUCUGGAGACUAUAUGCUAUCAACUGGAGUUUGCUUGGAUUCUAUUGAGAGUCGACUAAAGAUCGACUCCUCCUAUUGGUUUGAUGAGUCGUCUCUCGCCGACGUUGACGACCAUCCCCUUCUGACAUUCAUCCGUACAAACGCCAAGAACGGGAACAAAUAUCUUCGCAGUUCAGCCGUUCUCGCCUAUGGAAGAACCCUAGCUGGCGGGGUGGAUGGAGAUUUCUUCGGUGACAACCAAGCUGGUGACGAUAGCCCUGGUAUUGUCGGCUUCUGCCAGUAUGUGGUCGAGUUGAUGAAAGGAGCAGGCGAAAGCCCGGAUUCGUACUCUGAUUUUGAAUUAGAUAUGGAGGGGGUGUGGCAGACCUACGCGUUCUAUGCCAGCACGAAAAUGUGGAAUCGUUGCAUUUUCACGACGAGAAAGGGCUACGUAGGAUCUAGGCGCGACCUUUUACAAUCUAGCGACAAAAUCUGUGUUCUUUUCGGAGGUCGGGUUCCAUACAUCCUUCGGCCGCAGCAACAUUAUUACCAACUCAUCGGAGAGGCAUACCUGGACGGUUUCAUGGAAGGCAAGGCCAUGGAUAUGCUAGACAGGGGUGAACUGGCGGAGGAAGUUUUUGAGAUUCACUGAGAAUUCGAGAGCUAACACAUAGUUCUUUACCAUCGUUUAAGGGCCUCCAAUAUACUUUGAAAGAUUGGAGA
Molecule: messenger RNA, 1371 nt
Organism: Mytilinidion resinicola
Lineage: Eukaryota; Fungi; Ascomycota; Dothideomycetes; Mytilinidiales; Mytilinidiaceae
Exons: 1
Coding region: 320-1300 (326 amino acids)
Source: RefSeq, a predicted model, not a curated record